Molecule: messenger RNA, 1179 nt
Organism: Ostrea edulis (European flat oyster)
Lineage: Eukaryota; Metazoa; Mollusca; Bivalvia; Ostreida; Ostreidae
Exons: 4
Coding region: 94-1080 (328 amino acids)
Source: RefSeq, a predicted model, not a curated record
ACAUAUAAAAGGACCGCUCUCCCUAGUUCUUGUAGUUUGGGCUGCCAUUCAAAAGAAGAAACAACCAAGAACAGAAACAACCAAAAGAUCACCAUGCUGAAGGAAGUUUGUUUUCUGUUAAUGGCCACAUACGUGGCGACAACCUAUGGCACAGGUUACCCCUCACAACCAAGCUAUCCAGCCCCGACCUACCCCAACAGUGGAUAUCGUUAUGUCGUCUACGUCCAAUACCUCUACUACUUGUACGCUGUGUACGGUCCCAACUCUGUACAAUACAUUCAGUAUUACCAAUACUUGAUCAGAUUGCACAUCAUUCCUCAAGGAUUCUCUUUUGGAUCUGGCGGAUUCCCAGGUGGAUUCCCAGGUGGUAUUGGUGGAAGUAGAAUUAUAGGGGGCGGUAGCGGCAUAACCCCAAUCGGAGGAGGAUAUAUCCCGGGUGGUGGUUUCCCAGGAAGCAGCGGAGGAUUUCCCGGCGGUAGAGGAGGAAGCUCUCUGAGUUUCUCAAGUGGAUCUGGAUUUUUCUCUGGAUCCGGAGGCGGUUUCCCAAGUGGCGGAUUUCCUAGCGGUGGAUUCCCCGGCGGACUCUCCUCCGGCGGAUUCCCCGGUUCCGGAAGCGGUUUCCCAAGUGGCGGAUUUCCUAGCGGUGGAUUCCCAGGCGGACUCUCCUCCGGUGGAUUCCCCGGUUCCGGAGGCGGUUUCCCAAGUGGCGGAUUUCCUAGCGGUGGAUUCCCAGGCGGACUCUCCUCCGGCGGAUUCCCCGGUUCUGGAAGCGGUUUCCCAAGUGGCGGACUUCCUAGCGGUGGGUUCCCAAGUGGACUCUCUUCCGGCGGAUUCCCCAGCGGAUCUUUCCCCGGAUCUGGAAGUGGUUUUCCAAGUGGUGGAUUCCCAGGCGGACUCUCCUCUAGCAGUUUUUCUAGCGGUAGUUCCUUCCUGAGCAGCGGCAGUUUAGGUGGUGGUCCUGGUGGUAUUGGAGGUGGUCCUGGAGGAAUCGGUGGAGGAAUUGGAGGAGGAAUAGGAGGAGGAAUUGGAGGAGGAAUAGGAGGAGGAAUAGGAGGCAGAAAGAAACUUGGUUUUUACUAAACUGUUCCCGGAUUGACUGAGAUGGAUUUGGCCUUGAACCUGCAUUUCAUGUGAUUUGCUUUUUUGUUAGGUUGUGGAAUAAACAAAUGACGCCCAAAU